Molecule: messenger RNA, 1251 nt
Organism: Eremomyces bilateralis CBS 781.70
Lineage: Eukaryota; Fungi; Ascomycota; Dothideomycetes; Eremomycetales; Eremomycetaceae
Product: proteasome core particle subunit alpha 1
Exons: 5
Coding region: 94-855 (253 amino acids)
Biological process (GO): ubiquitin-dependent protein catabolic process
Cellular component (GO): nucleus; proteasome core complex, alpha-subunit complex; cytosol
Source: RefSeq, a predicted model, not a curated record
UAUUUGGAGCUUCAUACCGAACGGAACGUCCACAUAACCCGAGUUGAAGCUAAAGAGGCCUAGCAAGCUUCCGUCACCCCCAUCACAUUCAAGAUGUCAAGCAGUGCCGGGUAUGACAGGCAUAUUACCAUUUUCUCCGACCAAGGUCGACUCUACCAAGUCGAAUAUGCAUUUAAGGCGAUCACCGCGGCCAACAUAACCUCCGUCGGGGUUCGAGGAAAGGACUGCGCCGUCGUGUUGUCACAAAAGAAGGUCCCGGAUAAACUCAUUGACCCGAGCUCCGUGUCCUACAUCUACAAACUAUCAUCGUCAGUCGGCUGCGUGAUGACCGGCUCCAUCGCCGAUGCUCGAGCAUCGGUCAAUCGCGCCAGGUCCGAGGCGGCCGAGUUCCGCUAUAAGUAUGGAUACGAGAUGCCAUGCGACGUUCUCGCGAAGAGGCUAGCGAACAUCAAUCAGGUCUACACACAACGGGCAUACAUGCGCCCUCUUGGCGUGGCUAUCACGCUAAUAUCGGUUGAUUCUGAAAAUGGGCCGCAGCUGUACAAAUGCGACCCCGCUGGGUACUACGUCGGUUAUAAGGCGACCGCCUCAGGCCCGAAAAUGCAGGAAGCAUUGAAUUUCCUGGAGAAGAAACUGAAGAACAAGGACGGCGCGGAGGGAGAUUGGAAGGAGGUCGUUGAGCUAGGCAUCACGGCCUUGAGCACCGUUCUCAGCGUCGACUUCAAGAAGGGCGAACUCGAAGUAGGAAUUGUGGGCGGACCGCGUGUGGACGGGGAGGGGACCGACACACAGUUCAGGCCACUGACGGAGGAGGAGAUUGACGAACGACUCCAGGCCAUUGCGGAUAAGGAUUAGGGUGGCGCCGUGGCAGUGCUUGGAUUCCGUUCCGUAUCCAUGGUACGUCGUGCCUGACCAAAGCGCUUUGCAGCGACGACAUGACCUACCGAGGAGAUCUUUCUUUAGCGUUGCCGUCGAACAGCUACGUAUCCACAGAAGGACAGGGGCUCAGCGGAAUCGACGCUGGGUGUUUUAUCCAAUCAAGGUGUUCAGGAUAUCAGCCUUUCUUUCACCCGAUCCAUACGACUUAGAUACGGGGUUACGGUGACAUUUGAUUCAGCCGCAUGCUUCCACUGGGUAUGUACACUACGUAGAAGUCACGCUAGCAAGACACAAAGUUAACGGCUCGGCUCUGGUCAAUUUAUAUUGCUCGGGUUCUAAUUGGACAAUCGGAUUAACAUCUCCAGGGCUACG